UCUUUGAGUUUAUAAUUUAUUUAGCUUCUAAACUAGUUCCUAGGUGUACAAGUAACAUAAUGUUAACUAAUUCAGCAUAUUUGUGUUUAAUUUAUUUUGUAUCCGCACUAGUGUUAGCGCUAGCGGGUCGUGAUUUUUACCAAAUACUCGGCGUUUCCCGUUCAGCUAACUCAAAUGAAAUCAAGAAAGCUUACAGAAAGUUAGCAAAAGCACUGCAUCCGGACAAAAACCAAGAUGAUCCGGACGCGUCGCAGAAGUUUCAGGACUUAGGAGCUGCGUAUGAAGCGCUAUCGGACCCGGAGAAGCGAGAGCUGUAUGACCGGUGUGGGGAGGAAUGUCUGAAGAAGGAUGGCAUGAUGAACAAUAACGAUCCGUUCGCCAGCUUCUUUGGAGACUUUGGAUUCCACUUUGGCGGCGAGUCGCAGCAGCAAGAGACACCGCGGGGAGCAGACAUUGUCAUGGAAAUGACGGUCUCCCUUGAGGAGCUUUAUAAUGGGAAUUUCAUUGAAAUAACUCGGAACAAGCCAGUAAUCAAGCCGGCAUCAGGAACCCGCAAGUGUAACUGUAGACAGGAAAUGGUGACACGUAACCUGGGUCCUGGACGGUUCCAAAUGAUGCAGCAAACUGUGUGUGAUGAAUGUCCCAAUAUUAAGCUUGUGAAUGAGGAGCGACUAUUGGAAAUUGAGGUGGAAGUAGGGGCCCCAGAUGGCCACAAGACACGCCUUCGUGGAGAAGGAGAACCACACACUGAUGGUGACCCUGGCGAUCUAGUGAUUGUAUUCAAGACUGAGAGACACCAGCAGUUCACUCGUCGUGGUGAUGAUCUCUACACUAAUGUUACAAUAACAUUACAGGAUGCCCUAACCGGAUUUACCUUGGAGUUGACACACCUGGAUGGUCAUAAGGUAUCGGUAAAUCGCGAUAAAGUCACGUGGGCCGGUGCUCGUGUCCGCAAGAAGGGAGAGGGUAUGCCCAAUUUCGAGAAUAAUAACCUCCAUGGCAAUCUGUACGUUACUUUUGACAUUGAUUUCCCUAAACAAGACUUCACUGAAGAGGAGAAACAAGCCCUCCGUAAAAUACUUAAACAGAAACCAAAUAAUGAUGUAUACAAUGGACUAUAGUAGUUGAUAUAUGAAUACAAAUUAUUAAUUUAUUUUAAGUAGUGAAAUGAGUGCAAUGGUAUGAACAAAGUGUGCCGCCGGGUUUUGUGUUGUCUGUGACAUUGUGAUUUUUUUUUUAUAAAAAUAAAAUAUUCCAAUU
Hyposmocoma kahamanoa is the source of this 1260-nucleotide messenger RNA. It is a transcript of the gene shv, whose product is annotated as dnaJ homolog shv. Gene Ontology annotation, molecular function: misfolded protein binding. Lineage: Eukaryota; Metazoa; Arthropoda; Insecta; Lepidoptera; Cosmopterigidae. Gene Ontology annotation, biological process: protein folding; protein maturation. The record is from RefSeq and is a predicted model, not a curated record. The transcript is spliced from 5 exons. Bases 60 to 1121 code for a protein of 353 amino acids. Gene Ontology annotation, cellular component: endoplasmic reticulum.